UUUCGCCCGCUCCCCGCGCCCCCGCCCCCGCGCCGCUGCCCGCGGCUCCGCUAUGGCUGCGUUGCGGAGGCUGCUGCGGCCGCCGCCCCGGGUGCCGCCCGUGCUGUGCCCGCACCAGCCCUUCCUCGGGCCGUGGGGGCGGCCUUCAGAGACCGCCCCGCCCGGCCGCUGCUUCUCCAGCCGCGAGGACGAGGAAGGGGUGGUGGCCGAGGCGGCGCGGUGGCGGCGGCGGCGGCGCUGGGGGGAGCUGAGCAUCGCGGCGGCGGCCGGCGGGGGUCUGGUCGGCCUCGUGUGCUACCAGCUGUACGGCGACCCCAGGCCCGAGCCCACCCGCGCGCCGCUGCCCGGCCGCCCCUCCGGGAGCGCGGCCGCAGAGCCCGGGGACCCGCCGCACGGCCGGGGGCUGCUGCCCAUCCCGGUGGCCGCUGCCAAGGAGACGGUUGCUGUUGGAAGAACAGAUAUGGAAGACUUAGACCUCUGUGCUACCUCUCGGGAGAGGCGAUUUCGUUUGUUUGCUUCUAUAGAAUGUGAAGGGCAGUUAUUCAUGACUCCGUAUGAUUUUAUUUUGGCUGUUACAACAGAUGAGCCCAAAUUUGCUAAAACGUGGAAGUCACUUUCCAAACAGGAAUUAAAUCAGAUGCUCUCAGAAACACCACCAGUUUGGAAGGGAUCAUCAAAGCUAUUUCGAAAUCUUAAGGAAAGAGGUGUGAUUUCUUACACAGAAUAUCUUUUUCUUUUGUGUAUUUUAACAAAGCCACAUGCAGGUUUUAGAAUAGCUUUCAACAUGUUUGACACUGAUGGCAAUGAGAUGGUGGAUAAAAAGGAGUUUUUGGUGCUUCAAGAGAUAUUCAGGAAAAAAAAUGAAAAAAGAGAAACUAAAGGAGAUGAAGAAAAGCGUGCGAUGCUGCGUCUUCAACUUUAUGGAUACCAUUCUCCUACUAAUAGUGUACUUAAAACAGAUGCAGAGGAACUCGUCUCCCGAAGCUAUUGGGACACACUGAGGCGAAACACAAGCCAAGCGCUCUUCUCAGACCUCGCAGAGCGAGCUGAUGACAUCACAAGUUUAGUAGCAGAUACUACACUUCUUGUCCACUUUUUUGGAAAGAAAGGAAAAGCUGAGCUCAACUUUGAAGAUUUUUAUAGAUUCAUGGAUAACCUCCAAACAGAAGUUCUAGAAAUAGAAUUCCUUUCCUACUCUAAUGGAAUGAAUACUAUCAGUGAGGAAGAUUUUGCUCAUAUUCUUUUACGAUAUACAAAUGUGGAAAAUACAUCAGUAUUUUUGGAAAAUGUGCGUUACAGUAUACCUGAAGAGAAGGGCAUCACAUUUGAUGAAUUCAGGUCAUUUUUCCAAUUUCUGAACAACCUAGAAGACUUUGCAAUAGCCCUAAAUAUGUAUAACUUUGCAAGCCGUUCUAUAGGACAAGAUGAAUUUAAACGUGCUGUCUACGUAGCUACUGGACUCAAACUUUCACCACAUUUAGUGAAUACUGUCUUCAAGAUUUUUGAUGUUGACAAAGAUGACCAAUUAAGUUAUAAAGAAUUUAUUGGAAUUAUGAAAGACAGACUCCAUAGAGGAUUCCGGGGUUAUAAGACAGUCCAGAAGUAUCCUACUUUCAAAUCCUGUCUGAAAAAAGAACUUCAUAGCAGAUAAGUACUCCUAAAAAAAAAACUUUAAAGAACUAUUAUCUGACAAACACAGAAGCAAAAAUUUCUUAGAACAGAAGCAAGUCUGAGAUCAGAACAUGUAGAAAAUGAAGGAAAAGGCAAAAUGUUAUGAAAUUUCUAUUUUUCUUGGAUGGAAUUCUUAGAGAUGAAAUGCUUCUUCUAUCCAUGUUUUGUAUAACCAAGCUGAGCUUUUGCCUUGAUUUACUGAACUCUGCACUGUUUCAUUCCUUUCAGAAGUACAAAGAUACUUCAGUGACUACAUUAGAAUGUAUUUUAAAUGUUUCUAUUUAUUUAUUAGAAUUUUGUCUCAUUUUAAAGUAAUUUAUGACUCAUAGAAUGCAGAUCACCUAAAAAUGGACAGAUUGUUUUUUCCUUUCAGGUACCAAGUAUCAAACUCACAGCCUCAUGCUUGCCAGGCAGGUACUGUGCCACUGAGCUAUAUCCCUGGCCCCAAAUGGACAAAAUGCUUUCUCUGGUUUUGAACUGUGAACUUAAUUUGGAAAAUGAAUAUUGCACCUGGACCCUUAGAAUUGUUAGUAAAUCCCUAUUGUUUUCCAGGUUUUUAAGUAUAUUGAAAUAAUUUUUGGAAAAUAAGUAGAAAUUAAGGUAUUAAAUAACGAUGAUGGUUUACAUUGUACUUUUAACUUUUAAAAGUACUUAAGUAUAUUUAUUGCUUGACUUGUGAAAUAUUUUGUUGUUGUUUUUCAUUUACCAAAGCCAACAGAAUGUCUGGUAUCCUUUAUGUAUAGUGUGAUGAACUUAAGUAGUUUUUUUUCUCAAAAAAUAAAUGUCAUAUUGAUAAUUAGAAGCAGGGUCAGUUGUAAUAGUAGACACUGUCAUUAUUAUUUUAAACAUGAUGCUGCUCCUGAUUAUAGGUGAAAUAUGUAACUCUAGUAAAUAUUCUACAACUCUAACUUUUCUGUAUUGUUAAUAUAUGUCUGUGAUACCAAAAUGAGUGUUAUAAAUUAAUAAUUAAAAGUAGUUUAGAAGACCGAUGUAUGCUUAGGCAGAAGCUAAUAUUUUGUUUCUUGCUGAAGGACCACAGGCAAAAGUGAUGCCAGUAAUAACAAAUAACUUAAAUAUAAUUUGUUAUUUCAAAAACCAUAUGUCUUAAGUGGGAAAAUAGAAACUUGAUUUUGAAAAACUACAAAAUUAGGUUUUCAAAUGGAAAAAUAAUUUGAUAGUACUUUAUAAAAAUCUGUUUAAAGACAUGUAGUUAAUAUAUGGAUACUAUACAAAAAUAGUGCAAUGAAUUUAAUAGUGCAUGUGGAAUAUAGUUCAUUUAUCUUUUUAAGGCCUAUUUAAUGACAUUACAUACACUCCAAUUAUUGUAUUGCUUUCGCAUAUGAAAAUAAGAAACACUUUGUUUUUAUGUUACUAAAUGUGAAACUGAUUUGCAUCAUCUUAUUUAUAGAAGUAAUGUUAUUUCCAAGAAAACGUUGUCAGCAUUGAUUUUGUAUUUAAGACUUUUUACAUUCUUUACCUGAUCUAUUUAUUAUGCCAACAUAUAAAUACAGAUUUUUAAGUUUAAGAAUCACACAUAGUGUAAUAAUUUAAGUUUUCUUUUUUGAAGACUUAGUCAGCCGAUUGACUGGGAUGCUCACUGAUUUAUCAUGUCCAGCUCUACUGUACUUCACACUGAGUGUUCUCCAUAUUACUAUGUAUCUAAAAUAAUUGAAAAAAUGCAGCUUCGUCUUGGGUCCUAAGUUAAAUUACCUUGAACAUAUGUAGUAUCUUAUAAAUGUAGAUUAAAAAUUGAAUUAGCUUGUAAAAAUCCUUUAGAAUUCAUCUCCCAAGGAAGAAUAUCAUGCUACAUACAUAAUCACAUUUUUAUUACUUGCCAAUGUGAAUGCAUCUAUAUAUAAGGCUGCAACAUAAUAUAAAAAUAGGGAUAAAUAAAAUACUCUAAUCAAAGUAAGUAGAAAGAUAAUAGUAAAUUUCAGUGAUUCCCUUUAUAAUACCACUCUUGAAAUUUAUCACCUAUGAAAUGGAAGUAAAAACACUCACUGGAUUGUUGUUUACAUCAAUUUAAAUAUUUUUAAAUUAUUUGAAAAUAAUGUACUAAAUACAUGCCUGCUGUUAUUUUUGGUAUUUCCUUUUAUAAACUAUUCUUUGCAGAGAUUAAGUUAUACACAAAACUGUGGUGUUAUCAUUUUUAGAGAAACCCUAUGUGAUAUGUGAUAAAUGAUCUGUGGUACUUCUCAGAAUCAUUUCCCAGUAAGAAAUUAUUUAACUGAAACUCCAAUGAAUUGUUCUAAUUACAAAUUGUAAUUGUGAAGCAGUCUAUCUUACAUAUUUAUAUUAUUUUAAAAUAAACAUACCUAUCCUUGAAUCACAAAA
Cavia porcellus (domestic guinea pig) is the source of this 4005-nucleotide messenger RNA. RefSeq names its product mitochondrial calcium uptake family member 3 (gene Micu3). Gene Ontology annotation, biological process: calcium import into the mitochondrion; mitochondrial calcium ion homeostasis. Gene Ontology annotation, molecular function: calcium ion binding. Gene Ontology annotation, cellular component: uniplex complex. The transcript has 15 exons. The coding region runs from base 53 to 1651 and encodes 532 amino acids. The record is from RefSeq and is a predicted model, not a curated record. Lineage: Eukaryota; Metazoa; Chordata; Mammalia; Rodentia; Caviidae.